GUUCCGUGACGGAAGAAGAAAAAGACGGAACUUCCGUCUGGGAUGUUGUUUACUGUUCUUUUGCUGAGGUUGAAAAAAGAAGCUGAUAAACUAAUUGAAACAUGUUAUGCCCACUUCUAACAGCACACUAAAUGUUAAUGGUGAAUAUUAAAAACGUGGAGCCAGCAGGUCAAACAGCGACUGGAUGCAGCAGAGGGAGAAAUCUGAGAGACUGAAAGAUCAGCUGCAGACUCUUUAACAGGAGCUUUCACGUAAAAUGAAAAAUAAAAAAGCUUUUCACGGAAAAUAAGCAAAGGACGAAAAAGUAAAGAUCCUGUAAUCAGCUGGACAUACUGGUGUUCCCUGUAGAUGUCCAGCAGAUGGUUUUGAAUAAAGAACCAGCUUCUGAAGAACUAAGUCCUGGUGUGAGCCAGAUGGACCUGGAGAACCUCAACGUGAAGAAGGAAGAGGAGGAGCCACCUAACGAGACAAUGGAGUCAUGUGCCACCAGCAUUUCAUCCACUGCAGGUUCUUGUCAGUGUGAGGAGGAUGAAGAUAAGGUUCUGUUGUCACAGUUCGAUCCGCACCAGUCUACAGACAGAGAUCUUCCAAUCAGCAGCUGUCCUGACCACAUGAAAGCAGAAAGUGGUGGAAAGAACUGUGGAGGAGCAGAAAGUAGCAGUAAUCCAGAUCUAAAUCCUUAUGAAGAUGAUUCCUCCUCUUCAGAGAUGGAAAACAAAAAUGACCAGGAUGGGACAAGUUGUGACUGUCAGCUGAAACCAUUUUCAGAUUCUGAAUCAGUAACUGAAGACAGUGAAAAAGAAUGGAAUGAGAGCAAGUCUUCUGAGUCAGAUGUUAAGGCUGUGAACAAAUCUUUAAUCUGCCCUGAGUGUGGUAAACCUGUUCUCCACAAGUGGUCUCUCCAGAAACCUGUGAAAUUUUUAAGACCUUCAGCAACGAGUUCCUCAAGCUGUUGGGGCAGUAAGAAAGGUGUUGGGGUGAAGCAAGCUGUAGACUCGUGUGUCCGAGCACAACUAAAAUCAUUUAGCUGUGAUGAUUGUGGAUUUUCUUUUAGCGAUGAAUCAAAACAUAACAGUCACAUGAGAAUCCACACAGAACAUAAACCUUUUAUGUGUGACAUUUGUGGACAAAGAUUUAGCCAUAAGUCAAAUUUGAUCAGUCACAUUAGAGUCCACACAGGGCAGAAACCAUUUUCUUGUGAGCUCUGUGAGCAAAGAUUUAGCCAAAAAACACAUUUAAACAGGCACAUGAGCGUCCACACAGAACAGAAACCUUUUGUUUGUGAACUUUGUGAAAAAAGGUUUAGCCGACAGUCAAGUGUAAUUAGGCAUAUGAUAGUCCACACCGGACAGAAACCUUUUGAUUGUAAGGUCUGUGGACAAAAGUUUAUCUAUAAGGCACAUUUAAACAGACACACAAGUGUCCACACGGGACAGAAACCUUUUGCAUGUGAUGUUUGUGGAAAAGGAUUUAGCCAAAAGACAAAUUUAAAAACCCACAUGAGAGUUCACACAGGACUGAAACCUUUUGUGUGUGAUGUUUGUGGAGACAGAUUCAGUCAUAAGAGUCAAGUCACGGGGGCAGUAGCCUGUCGAGAGGCCCAGACUUCCUUCUCCCCAGCCACUUGGGCCAGCUCCUCCGGGGGAAUCCCAAGGCAUUCCCUGGCCAGGUGAGAGACAUAGUCCCUCCUGCGUGUCCUGGGUCUCCCUCCCUUUAGGCCUCCUCCCGGUUGGACGUGCCCGGAAAAGCUCACUAGGGAGGCGUCCAGGAGGCAUAUUGACCAGAUGCCCGAGCCACCUCAACUGGCUCCUCUCGAUGUGGAGGAGCAGCGGAUCCACUUCAAGCCCCUCCCGGAGGACCAAGCUUCUCGCUCUAUCUCUAAGGGAGAGCCCAGCCACCCUGCUGUGAAAAAGGAUUUAACCUGCAGUAAAACAGAAACUUGAAAGGCUACAGAUCGAAGAAUAGAAUUGAAAAUCCCUUUAUUGUCCCUCAGUGGGGAGAUUUUAGUUUCACAGCAGCAAUGACAUUCAUUACAGGAACAAAAAUGGAGAGUAAAAAAAAGAACAAACAACAAGAAAACAUAAAAUUCAAAGAUGAAACAUUCACAGUGCUAUACACACAUAUUAAGGAAUUAACAUGUAAAGGAAUGUGUGACAUACUGAGUAAAGAAUACCACUGACGUGUGUUUUAUUUCAAAUUGACUUGCUUGUGGGUAAUUUGGUUGUUCCAGAUUCAGUGUUUAUGCAAAAAGUUCAAACAGUACAUAUCUGGAUAAAAGAAAAUGUAUAUUUGUAAAUUUUAAAUAAAUAUUGAGUUUGGCCCUCGA
This is a messenger RNA of Nothobranchius furzeri (turquoise killifish), 2326 nucleotides long. Its product is annotated as zinc finger protein OZF. Lineage: Eukaryota; Metazoa; Chordata; Actinopteri; Cyprinodontiformes; Nothobranchiidae. Gene Ontology annotation, cellular component: PcG protein complex; transcription regulator complex; chromatin. Gene Ontology annotation, molecular function: DNA-binding transcription factor activity, RNA polymerase II-specific; RNA polymerase II cis-regulatory region sequence-specific DNA binding. The record is from RefSeq and is a predicted model, not a curated record. Gene Ontology annotation, biological process: regulation of transcription by RNA polymerase II.